GCAACAAAACACAACUCUCUUCCCGCUGACCAGUCCGCGAAUUGGCACCGCGACGCGCACACGCACUCGUCGCUUCGAGUGAAAACAUUAGAAAUCGUGAAAAUGUUCAAACUCCUUUGUGUUUCAAUCGUAACGGUGUGCCUUCAGCUUACGAGCGGGGGCGUUAUGAAGCCUGAUGACUCCAUCAAAUACCCUGGGCCUACUAAGGAUAUGCACGGCGUUCCGGACGAGUGCAAGGACCAGAAUUUCUGCACAAUAAAGCCGCCGGACUACCCUCAAGAACAUUUUGAUAAGAUGUUCAAGGGAACAAAGCUAGGAAAGCUCCCGAACCUGGUGUUGAACAACAGCAACGUAGAAUUCCCCAACAGACAGGGCGGGCCUGGCGAUGAGGACGAUUGCAGGACCACUGUCACGUACGAACCGUUAUACAAGGUGCGCACUAAACGCGGGGACUGGCGAACCGUCGUUCAGGCAGAACAAGAAAACUACGUACAGAAAGUGCGUUUGGAGACAUGCCUAAAACCACAAAGCAAAUGCUUCACCCGUUUCGGCGAGAUCCCAGGCAUCGAGACCUACUGUCGCCAGAACUACAACGACUGGGAGUUAGUCGUAUCAGACGGAAAAGGCGGCACGGAAACCGUCACAACCAGCCUACCUGUCUGCUGCUCUUGCCACUACAAGUCCGUGGACCUCGCCUCCAGGUUCGGGAAACCGAAAGAACAGAAAACACUAAUAGGAGGGUGAAAAAUCUUCGUUUUUACGUUGAGUUAACUAUUUUAUGUAAAAGUAGGACAAGAAUGAUGCUGAGUCCAGUUUGAUUAAAAUUGUUUAUAAUUUUCGCCUUGAAUGAUGGUCCCUCUAUGACAAUUCCUUCAAUUCUUUUUUAUUUGGGCUUACCUAUUUUAAGAAAUAAUUGAAGAAACAUGUUUUUACCGUAUUUUAUAACUUAAAUGUUACUAUACCCCCCUCUUAAAUGUCUCUAAAAUGGAUUAACCGUUUGAUUGCAAUUUGUAAAUGAUAUGUGAUAGGUACGAGUAGAAAGUACACCAGAGAUUGUUUGUUGAUAGGUCACCAGUGUGCUACUACAACUUUUGUAUCGGAUUUUAUAUUGUAAAUUUAAUGUCAUUCGACCAUUUAAUUAUCAGGGUAACCUCACAUAUGCCUACAUACAAUGAGGCCAAUAGGUAAUUACAAAAAGUAUGACUCGGUCUUUCGGCCAUAAUACCAUGGCUUUAAUACCUACCGUUAUUUUUGUGUUAGAUGCGUAACGUUAUUUGUUAUAACGUUAAAUAUUGAAAUAAUUUUGUGAUAAGUUGCUAUUUGACGUAGGUACCUACCUAGAUACUUAAACCUGCUUAAGACUCACCACAAGGGAGCUUGAUUCAUCGCAUAAGCAAUUAUAAUACCUACGUUUGCCAUACAUUCAAAUUCAAAUUUAAGCUACAUGUAAUUUAAGGAUUUUUAAAGUUUUUGCGUAUUUAUUUAUUAUGUCAUAGUUUACUUUACGCACGGGCUCACACGAGAGGACGCCCAGGAUCGCGCAAAGUGGAGAAAGGCUAGUAGGAAAGCGGACCCUGGCAAAGGCCGGGAUAGCGCUAGGUAGAAGAAGAAGAAGAGUUUACUUUACGCACUGGCAUGUGUCGCUUAACUUCAAACUCGGGUAAAUCCAUUCCACCUUCUCACAUGUUAUCACAAACAAUUGACAUAAUAGAAGUGCAUAGUAUUGACUUUUGCCACGAGAGUUGGUCCAAUUAUACGCGUCUAAUUUUUUCAGUUAUCUGUGAUUCAGAAUUUAAUUGUGUGUCAUGGAAAUAUUAUAUCAUUAUGUAUGUAUUAUGUAUGAUGACUACUCAUUUUUCUUGUAUUAUAUCAUUAAUAACUUUUGAUUGCGAAAAUCUCAUAUGUAAUCAAGUAAUCAAUAGAUUAGUGGUAGUGGUAUUUUAUAAGUAUGGACUCACGAUCUCAAUACCUAACGUAACAUUAUAAACAUAUUCGGUCCUCGUCCUGCCCACCAUACUUAGUUUUGCCAUUGAAAUUUAAACCAAAUUAUUUGGAAAAAAGAGUUGAUUUUCCUUUGUUUCACGUUUUAAAUAAAAAAAUUAGUUUUCAAUGUAACCUCAACCUGUCCAGGCUUUUCAUUCAUAACUUGCAAAAAACCGGACAAGUGCGAUUCGGACUCUCCCACAGAGGGUUCCGUACAAAUUUUAAUAUGUAGUAUUUGUUGUUAUAGCGGCAUCAUCUGUGAAAAUUUCAGACACACAGACGGACAGUGGAGUCUUAGUAAUAGGGUCCCGUUUUUACCCUUUGGGUACGGAAUCUUAAAAUGGAAUAUGUCCUUUAGGAAUCACAAUGGGCAGGACGAAGAUAUAAAAAUUAUCGCCAAGUAGGUAUGAUUAAUUUACCUAGUAUAGUUAUUAUUUCUUAAGUCACGAUAAAAUUAUAAAACUCAACAUGUAUUUAUUAUUUUGUAUAAUGACUAGUCAUAACAUAAAAUAAUCUUACGAAAAAUUUCGACAAAUAAAU
Messenger RNA from Cydia strobilella, 2523 nucleotides. RefSeq lists its product as uncharacterized. Gene Ontology annotation, molecular function: growth factor activity; Toll binding. The coding region runs from base 103 to 744 and encodes 213 amino acids. Gene Ontology annotation, biological process: central nervous system formation; innate immune response. Lineage: Eukaryota; Metazoa; Arthropoda; Insecta; Lepidoptera; Tortricidae. The record is from RefSeq and is a predicted model, not a curated record. Gene Ontology annotation, cellular component: extracellular region. The transcript is spliced from 6 exons.